Messenger RNA from Aspergillus ochraceoroseus IBT 24754, 3042 nucleotides. RefSeq names its product putative plasma membrane H(+)ATPase. The transcript is spliced from 4 exons. The record is from RefSeq and is a predicted model, not a curated record. Bases 1 to 3042 code for a protein of 1013 amino acids. Lineage: Eukaryota; Fungi; Ascomycota; Eurotiomycetes; Eurotiales; Aspergillaceae. Gene Ontology annotation, cellular component: plasma membrane. Gene Ontology annotation, molecular function: ATP hydrolysis activity; ATP binding; P-type proton-exporting transporter activity. Gene Ontology annotation, biological process: regulation of intracellular pH; proton export across plasma membrane.
AUGACUGAGCAAGGUGGCGCCUCCAGUGGUGUCGAGCAAACAGGAGCUCCUGGAGCUCCCGGCCGUAUAUCCUUUUCCGAAGGACGUUCCGCGAGACGCAUAUCCCGAGUGUCCUAUAAGGAAGACUGGGCCAACCUUGAUGAAUAUGGUAAGCUCGUCAAGUAUAUCUCCACCUUCCGCGAGGGCGGGGAACAAGAAGGAGAGGAAGAAAUUCAGGAGAGGAGGGUUUGGUACGCUCCCUGGAAGAAGCGGAAGAUCAGUGUCAGACACGUGGAGCAGGAGCCUGGGAAAUAUCCAGAUGACUGGCUCGUCACAGACAUCCAUCAGGGUUUGCCCAGUAGCGAAGUUUCUGUUCGUCGUCGACGGGCUGGAUGGAACGAACUGGUUUCUGAAAAGGAGAAUCCUAUUGCUAAGAUUCUCUCAUAUUUCCGUGGUCCCAUUCUAUAUGUCAUGGAACUUGCUGUUCUUCUCGCGGCCGGUCUUGAGGAUUGGAUCGAUUUUGGUGUUAUCAUUGGCAUUCUGUGCCUCAAUGCUGCCGUCGGCUGGUAUCAAGAGAAACAGGCUGCCGAUGUCGUGGCUAGUUUGAAAGGAGAUAUUGCAAUGAGAGCUCAGGUCAUUCGUGAUGGCCAGCAGCAAGAGAUUCUGGCUCGUGAACUUGUACCCGGAGACGUAAUCAUCAUUGGAGAAGGACAAGUUGUUCCUGGCGACUCCAAGAUUGUUUGCGACGUGAAGGACCCUAAUGGAUGGGAGGAAUUCAAGACAAUGCUUGAACAAGGAGAUCUCAGCAGCACUUCUGAAUCCGACAUCGAAGAUGAUGAAGGAAAGGAGCAGGAAGAAAAGAAACCUAAAAAGCCAACCAAGAGGCGAGGGUACCCGAUUCUGGCUUGCGACCACUCUGCUAUUACAGGAGAGUCGCUUGCAGUAGAUCGUUACAUGGGUGGAAUGAUCUAUUAUACGACCGGCUGCAAGCGUGGCAAGGCCUAUGCCAUUGUUCAGACCUCUGCGAAAACAUCUUUUGUCGGCCGAACCGCCAGCAUGGUUCAAGCAGCGAAGGGUGCAGGACACUUCGAAAUCGUCAUGGACAACAUUGGUUCAUCUCUGUUGAUCCUAGUUAUGGCGUGGAUUCUGGCUGCCUGGAUUGGUGGUUUCUUCCGGCAUAUCCCAAUUGCCUCUCCUGCCCAGCAGACCCUCCUCCACUACACUCUAUCGUUGUUGAUUAUCGGUGUUCCUGUUGGUCUACCUGUCGUCACCACGACCACGAUGGCUGUGGGAGCAGCGUACUUGGCAAAGAAGAAAGCUAUUGUCCAGAAGCUUACUGCCAUUGAAUCGCUCGCUGGUGUCGAUAUCCUGUGCUCCGAUAAGACUGGAACGUUAACCGCGAAUAAAUUAAGCAUUCGAGAUCCAUAUGUGGCUGAAGGCGUCGAUAUUGACUGGCUGUUCGCCGUGGCUGCUCUUGCCUCUUCUCACAAUAUCGAAUCGCUUGACCCUAUUGACAAAGUGACGAUUCUUACCCUGAGACAGUACCCUAGAGCUCGAGAAAUUCUCAGAAGAGGGUGGGAGACUGAGAAAUUUACACCGUUCGAUCCGGUGUCCAAACGGAUCGUAUCAGAGGUUACCUGUGAUGGGGUUAGGUACACUUGUACUAAGGGCGCGCCAAAGGCAGUUCUUGCACUUACCAGCUGCUCCAAGGAGACUGCAGACCUGUAUAAAUCAAAGGCGCAGGAAUUUGCACACCGAGGCUUCCGAUCCUUGGGAGUUGCUGUUCAAAGAGAAGGAGAAGAUUGGACACUCCUAGGCAUGCUACCCAUGUUUGAUCCACCACGAGAAGAUACGGCGCACACGAUUCAUGAAGCUCAAAAUCUGGGGAUCAGCGUGAAAAUGCUUACAGGCGAUGCAUUAGCAAUCGCUAAAGAAACCUGUAAAAUGCUUGCUCUCGGUACUAAAGUGUAUAACUCGGAUAAACUGAUCCAUGGUGGUUUAAGUGGAGCAUUGGCGAGUGACUUGGUUGAGAAAGCGGAUGGAUUCGCCGAAGUCUUCCCAGAACACAAAUAUCAAGUCGUGCAGAUGCUGCAAGAACGCGGCCAUCUUACAGCAAUGACUGGGGAUGGUGUUAAUGAUGCCCCGUCUUUGAAGAGAGCCGAUUGUGGCAUUGCUGUUGAAGGAGCUUCCGAGGCAGCGCAAUCUGCAUCGGAUAUUGUCUUCUUGGAACCUGGCUUGUCAACCAUUAUCGACUCAAUUAAGGUUGCCCGACAGAUUUUCCACCGCAUGAAGGCAUACAUUCAAUACCGCAUUGCCCUUUGCUUGCACUUGGAGAUCUAUCUAGUUACAUCUAUGAUUAUUCUCAACGAAAGUAUCCGAGUUGAGCUGAUUGUCUUCCUCGCCCUCUUUGCGGAUCUGGCAACUGUGGCGGUGGCAUAUGAUAACGCAUCAUUCGAUCUCCGGCCGGUGGAAUGGCAACUUCCAAAGAUUUGGUUUAUUUCGGUCCUUCUGGGUGUGCUGCUCGCACUGGGAACAUGGGUUGUUCGUGGCACUAUGUUCCUUCCAUCCGGUGGUAUUAUUCAAAACUGGGGUUCCAUUCAAGCAGUUCUCUUCCUCGAGGUGGCACUAACAGAGAACUGGUUAAUUUUUGUCACUCGCGGUAUGGACACUUUGCCAUCUGUGCAUCUGGUUACCGCCAUUCUGGGGGUUGACGCUCUGGCAACUGUUUUCUGUCUGUUCGGUUGGUUCACAAACCAAGACAUGCCCACAAUCCCGAAAGACCAAUUUGUUGAGACUACGAACGGCUGGACGGAUAUUGUUACUGUUGUCCGUAUCUGGGGGUAUUCGCUGGGUGUGGAGAUUGUCAUCGCAUUGGUGUACUUCAUGCUGAACAAGUUCAAGUGGCUGGAUGACCUUGGCCGGGCGAAACGCGACAAGGGAGAUAUUAAAAUCGAAAGCUUACUUGGUCAUCUUGCGCGCCUGACGAUUGAGUAUGAGAAGCCUGGCGAGCCUCCGGGGCGCUUUUUCUUGGCCGCCAGCAAGGAGGAGGAGGAUGUUGAAUAA